CUCCCACAGAGGCGCAGAUGAGCGGCAGGUGUCAGCAGAACACGCCCUGAGCUCCGAGCAGGUAACCGGACGCUGCUCGAAGCCUCUCCUGGCCGCUGAAGCUGCUCGCCGGUCGGACUGAGAGUCUCUCUGUGAGCUCCACUAUUACGGCUCAAGUCCUCUUGGUGACGCUCUGCUGACAUCACUGUGAUAUUCCCCUGCUCCGCUCUCCGCAUCACACACUCGGAGCUCCGCCGACUCUCUCCACACUCUCCGUCCAACACUUUUCUUGGCCGUUUUCGCUCCGCUCGCCGUGGCCAGGACGCACCGUCACGCAGCAGCAGCAGCAGCCGGCGGCUACCUGUGCGCACUGCGGCCGCUCCACGCUGGGAGGGGUUUCACUCUUCCUGCCAUUGACACAUUUGAAGGAAGAGAAACUAAACGCCGUUCCCACAUUGGAGACGAGGGGGGACACGCAGAGAGACACACGCUGCAACUUGGCUGAUUUCAAACCCAGGCUGUCUGAACUGAGCUCGAAGUUUCUUUGGCUGAUCGGAGAAGGAAUAAUUUGGAGCCCGGCUGCAGAACACCGCGCUGUUGUGGAUAUUUACGUCCACCUUGUCUCCUGUUUAGAAGAAUGGCGAGAGAUUACGCAGCGCGCUGCCCGGUCUCUCCGGUGAGGAUCACUUGGCUGGUGGCAGCAGCGAUCCUCCUCUCUGCUCAAGGUAUCGGCGCUCAGAAAGUGCGAGUCGCGGAGGAGCUGGAGGCGUAUCCCACCGAGUCUGUUGAUCUCAGCUGCAAAUUCAUCGAUGGAGGAGGUGCCACCAAGCUCACACAGGUAUCUUGGAUAUGGGAACCAGUGGAUGGCCAGAGGGACAACAUUGCUGUUUACCAUCCAGUCUACGGACAGAGCUUCCCCAAUCCGUCCUUCAAGGAUCGAGUUGUUUUCCUCCUCAACAGUCUGGAGAACCCGUCCAUAAGAAUUUCUGACCUACGAAUGUCCGACGCUGGCCGCUACACCUGUGAAUAUGCCACCUACCCUUCUGGAAAUGAACAAGGGACGACCACCCUCGUCAUGCUCGCCAAGCCCAAGAACUCGGCCAACGUUGUGACGGUCCAGGCUGGCACUAAAUCGGUGGUGGUGGCCCGGUGCGAGGCGGCCGACGGCAAACCGGCGGCGACCAUCAAGUGGCUGGCAUCGGUUGGAGGCAAUCACUCGACCAGCACCACCAACGGGCCAGAUGGCACGGUGACGGUACGCAGCGAGUAUCGGCUGGUGCCCACGCCGGCAGACAACGGCAGGGAGGUGACCUGCAUGGUUGACCAGAGAACACAGGAGCGGCCGUGGGUUUAUGCCGUCAAGCUGUCCGUGGAGUACCCCCCCUCGGUGUCCAUUGAGGGUUAUGAUAAUAACUGGUACGUGGGCCGCUCUGACGCCGUGCUGCUCUGCCUCUCCAACGCCAACCCAGAGCCGACCACCGUCACCUGGACCGCGGCGUCCGGUUCUCUUCCUGACACGGUGGUCGUCGACGGCAACAAGCUGAUCGUGAGGAAGGUGGACGACGCCGUCAACACGACCUUCAUCUGCGAGGUGAAGAACAAACACGGAGCCAGCAGACACCAGAUCACCACCGUGGUCAUCGAAGCCUUGGAGGAUCCGUCCAGCACCGGCGUGGUGGCGGGCGCCGUCAUCGGCUCCCUCCUGGCCCUGCUGCUGGUGGUGGCGCUCGUCGCCGUCCUCCUGACCCGCAGCCGCCGGCAGCAGAGGCGCGGUUACCCCAGCAGUGGGGACUCCAUAGCGACGGGCAGCGGCGGCAGCAACGGCGGCGACUACGGCAACAAGGCCCGGCUGCUCUUCGGCAGCUCCGGGAACAACAGCAGCAGCAAGAACGGCACCGGCGCCAACAACAACGGGCCCAUCUACACCUACCGGGAGGGCUGCGAUGCCACCGGGACCCUAACGGAAAAGGCCAACGACUACCACCCACCACCUCCACCACGCCUCUACCGGCAACCCCCGACCGCGCACGACAUCCUGCUGAGUGGCGACAUGGACGCCGAGAGGAGGAAGUUCGAGCUGGACGACAGCAUGGAGGAAGAGGAGGAGCGGUACGACAGAUUCGGAGGCGGGAACAUGCUGCCUCCAGCCUAUCAUGCCCACAGAGGCCACGGCGGCGAAGAAGAGAUGGACGUGUACCUCGACGACGACAUGGAGUCUCAAAGGGACGGAUCGGUGAUUUCCCGGACUGCCAUUUAUGUCUGAGGGGAAGAAAGGAAGUCUGAACAUAGGGAAAGGAGAUAAAUCAACAUCACCUCCAUCAGCUAAACACCUACCUGCUUAACAUUCAACCUGAAUAAAGAGUUGCCAUCAGUUCUAUCCUCUCUGCUCGACUGUAAUUCUAUAGGAGGAGGAUUAAAAGAAAGUCACGAGGAAGUCGUGAAGGCGAACCUGAGGCGGUACUGUGGCUGAAUGUGUCUGUAUUUAACUGUACCAUGGAGACAGAUUUGAUUCAGUGUCAGUCAAAUGUAAGAAAAUGGGGGGAAAAAAAGAAAAAAAAAAAGAAAUACUGCCAAGAGCAAACAAAAACUCUGACGCAAACGCCGCUUCUUGCUACGUUCUUGUUUCUUCAGCUUUGCUCUGUGAUUAUGUGCUGAGUGACUCAAAUUGUUUGUAUUUUCUACCUUAGCAGAAAAUGUAAUCUGAAAGCGCCACAUAAUCACGAUUCCAAAAAAAAAAAAAAAAACAACCACCACUGUUCAGAGCUUGCCUUUCUGCUUCAAAAUACGAGAAAAUGUCCUCAUUGCUCGCUGAAGAACUCUGCAUAGAAACCGAAAGGCUCCCGUGGAUGUUUGCUGCAGACGCUUACGACUCUUCGAAACUUGAAAAAGGCCAAAACUUGUCGCCCUGGAAACAAGAGCUGACUUUACCGGGGUGUUACAGUGACUCGGGGGGGUUUCCCUGCUGCACCCUGCGACACCACCUGGUUUCCUGAUGGGGCCAAUAAACUGAGUAACAUAACAGACUUAACAGUGUGUGCUAAUGUGUGGCUGGCUGUGGUGUUAAUGAUGUGCAUCAUCUAUAUAUUGGGCGCCGUCUCACUAUAGCACAGUUGUUAUUGUUGUUGUAGUAGCCGUUGUUGUUGUUGUUGUCGUCGUUGCUGUUGUGUAAUGGUGUUGAUCUCGCUGAGGAAAAAGACGCACCGGGAGCCUUGGGGGUUUCACACAGUCCCACAUCGGGUCGGUAAUGACUCAUUUAAUGGAUGAAAAAAAAGCUUUUUCUUUGUUCCCAACUUUGAGUUUCUCUCUCUUUUUUUAAUUCCUCCCUUCAUUCCCUCUCCAUGCCAUCUCUCUCUUUCUGUUACACAUGAAUUCUGAAUGAUUUGUAUGUUUUUUCUUCUGUCCCACACACACAUUUCGUCUCUCUGCGCCGGCUUUAUUUACAUAAUGGGCGGCUGAGACGAGUGCCGCAGUGACUGUGUGCAGGGAGAAGAGGAUAACUUGUGUUUGUAUUCAUAUCUGGGUCGUAUUCAAUGAGGCAAAAUAUUCACCGGCUUUGUCGGAGGCUGCUGCGAUUCGUGUAUUCAUCUUCCGUGUCCUGCAGACUGUUCUUAGGCUACGGGGCGGAUUAUUCCGUGUUCUGGGCUCUGAUUGGACAUAACGACAUGUUCCGAGACAAAUUUCAACAGAGGAUAUGGAAUAAUUCUGAAUGAAAUCCCAAACUCCUGAGCUUCUCUCUCCUGUAGACUGGAAUAGAACAGGUGAAAGUAUACUUUCUGUUGAAAGCAGUGGCCCACCAGUGACAGAACAAGCUUAUUCCACCUGUUCUAAAUGAAAUCUCUCAUCUGGUGGUAAAAUAUUGGUGCAUUUUCCGAGCACAUUUGCGAAACAUGUAACACUGCAUUGGAAAAAGUUGCAGUUUUUACAUUUUAGGAUACAUUUUUGACUUUAUAGUUAAUGACUGGUUGAAAUGGAUUACUAGCACUGUUCAUGUCCUGUGGACUGUUUAUAGGCUAUAGAGUAGUUUAUUCUGUGUUCUGAGCCCUGAUUGGACACAACGACACAGUCUGAGACAAAUUUCAACACAGGAUAUAGAAUAAUUCUGAAUGAAAUCCCAAACUUCUGAGGUUCUCUUUCCUGUAGACUGCAAAAGUACAGGUGAAAGUAAACUUUUUGUUUAAAAAAUAUGGCACAUCAGUGAGGGAACACUCUUACUUCACUUAUUUUAAAUGAAAUCCACAAGACUUUGCUAAACAUGUUGCACUGCAUUGUAAAAAGUUGCAAUCUUUAUGUUUUCAGAUUCAUUUUUGACUCUAUUCUAAAUUCAAUUCCUUGUUAGAAUGGAUUUCUAACAUUUUCCAUGUCUUAAAAACUAUUGCAGGCACAACUCAUUCCAUGUUAGACACAAUCCAGGACAAAUUUCGACAAAGGUCACAAAAUCUUUCUGAAUGCAAUCCCAAACUUCUACGCCUUUUUGUCUUGCAUGCUGCGAAAGUACAGGUGAAAGUACACUUUUUGGUAAAAUGAGUGGUACUCCAGUUGUUUCAUUUAGCUUUUAUGACAUUUUUCAUUUGAUAAUGGUGCAUUUCCCAAGAGAAUUUUCUAAACAUGCAGCGCUGAAAAGGAGAAAGUUAUAAUGACUUAUUUUGGGGGGUUUUUUUCUACAUUGGAUGUGUUUAAACGGAUUUCUAAUAUUGUUCACACCCUGCAAAUUGGACAGAAACAAUACAGUCUGAAACAAAUUCCAAGAGAGGAUACAGAAUUAUUCUCCUCUGUUUUUCUGUCCUGUACACUUUUUGCUAAAAUAAUUAGCUAAUGGUUAACAGGACAGGGUUGCUUCACAUGUUUUCAAUGAAAUCUCUCACCUAACCUCAAGGUAAUGGUGCAUUUUCCGUGAGAAUUUGCGAAACAUGCAGUGUUGCAAAGGAAAACGUUGCAAUUUUUAAUUUUUAAUAUUUGUUUCUUACUCUAUACGUAAUUAAAUGACUUUUUAGAAUGGAUAUCCAGCUACUUUCAUGUCCUACAGACUGUCGUUGGGCGAUGAAGCAGAUUAUUCCAUGUUCUGUGUUGUAAUUGGACAUGUUUCAAAAGAGGACAGGAAAUAGUUCUGAAUGAAAUCCCAAACUUUUAUGCCUUUGUGUCUUGUAUGUUGCAGAAGUACAGGUGAAAUUGUGCCACAUAAGUGACAGGACAGGGUUGUUUUGCUGGUCUUAAAUGAGACACUUCACCAAACAUAAUGAUGCAUUUUCCAAGAGGAUUUGCAAAAAAUGCAGCAAAAAAAAAACAUGUAUUUUUUAACUGUAGGAUUUGUUGUUGACUCUAUACUUGAUGAAAUUUCUUGUUAGAAUGGAUUUGUGACAUUUUCCGAGUCCUGCAGACUGUUUUUUAGGCGAUGAAGCAGAUUGUAUCAUGUUGAAGACUCAAAUUUAAAGAAAUGACAAAUGAAAUCCCAAACUCCAAACCAUUUCUGUCUUGUGCAGGUGACGGUAAAAUAAGCACAACAGGAUUGCUCCACUUGUCUUAAAUCAGAUCUCUCACCGAAACUUAACAUGAUGGUGGAUUUUCUGAGAGAAUUUACUGAGCAUGCAAAGCUAUGUUGGAAAAAGUUGCAUUUUUUUCUUGACUCAUAAUUAAAUGACUUUAAUUACACAUUUGCAUACAGGAGCUGAUAUGUGAGACCGGGCUCUUAUGUUUUUGGAACACUUUUGCCUUAUUGAUUCCAAGGAUUCUCCUGCUCCUGUGUUUUUUUCGUCUUCUCCACAAAUGAGCAGUUAUUUUUCUUUAAUUACUGCUGAAUUAUAUCUCUCGUCUUAUUUUUUAUAAUGCUAGAACAGCUGCGAGGAGACGCUCGGAGUAUUGGAGCAGGGGAAUCUCUGCAGCGCACCUAUGAAGAUGUAUAGAAAGUCUGGUAAAGCAGAGAGAACAAGGAAACCGUAAAAGCUCGAUAGAAGAACAAACCGGAGCGGCGGUGCGUGAUUCGGCAGCUCAUCCUCUGCUUUUACAAGCUCACUGUGCCACAUCACAACCACACGCUGCUGCGUUUCACUGUCGAGGGCGUAAACACAGAGAUAAAGCAGUGUUGUAAUAAAAGGUGUAUUUUAAGGCUGUUGUAACUGUCGACUCACAAAAUAUUUAUGAGAAAGGAUCUGAAAAGGGAAUCUUUACAUUUCUAAGCCGCGUCCCAUCUCAUUUACUCAUGAUUCAGUGCAUUUCUAAGAACACGUCGUCAGAAUAAUUAAGAUUUUAUCGCCAAACGUAAAUUUUAACUGCUGUUCUGUGGUUUCAAAAACUGAACACACACUUGUCCAGCUGUGAUUUUUCAAAUUCAAAACCUUAUCGAUCGUUUUUUUUUUUUUUUUGACUGUUUCGGCUCCGCUUCCCCCCCAAACCCCUGAGCGGGUCCCUUGUUGUUGGUUGUUGUUGAACAUUAUGCACUGUGCAAUCUGUUGUUCUGUAAAAUGCGACAGUUAUAUCUGCUUUGUUACAAACGCAUCUCAGUGGAGAACAUUUCAUGAAGCCUCACCGCUUGUGGGGGUUUUUUUUGGACAAAGUUGCCAAUUUAAAUUUCAAAAAGUGAGUGAGAAGCAGCCAUUUACUGUACCUUUGGUUAUCACACGUAGUCGGACUUUUUACUGUAUCACUGCGGUUUUGGAAGUGUUUAGGUGUAUUUUCUGCUCUGCCGGGUGCAUGCAUGAUCCAAGAUCCAGACUCUGAACCUCUGGAGAACCCAAACAGUCUUAUUUAGUUUGAUUCUUCAUCUGUUACAUUCAAAACGCUGUAUUCCCCCAAAUGAAAACGACCUUAUUUUGCAUUAAAGUUUAAUACGUUAAUGAUUUUCACCCUAAAAACCUCCCCGUCCAGCACAUUUCCUCUCCUAUUUGGCCCUCGUACGCAUCAUCUCCUCUCCGGGGCUCUUUGAUAUUAAACCGUUGACUGUGAUCCCAACUUCGGCGCCUAAUUAGUCGCAGAAUCUUGUACCAUGGAUGCACCCCUAGCGAGGAAACUCAUCAUCAGUCAUAACUUUUGUUUUUGCACAACCCAUUUUCAAUAAAAGAAAACCAUUCUGAGACAA
Messenger RNA from Acanthochromis polyacanthus (spiny chromis), 7048 nucleotides. RefSeq names its product PVR cell adhesion molecule related 2 like (gene pvrl2l). NCBI's taxonomy places the organism in Eukaryota, Metazoa, Chordata, Actinopteri, Pomacentridae. The record is from RefSeq and is a predicted model, not a curated record.